AUGUCGGAAGAAAUUCUCGACUUCAGUGGAAAUGGACCAGAAGACGUUCAAACACUUUUGACGAACUCUGAAAUGGACCCAGGACUUCUUUCUAAUGAAACAACGACAACGAUGAUGACGGAGAUUCUGAGUAGUACUACCACAACUACCAUGGCUCCGAUUCUGAUUGACUAUCAUCCAAAUCCCUACCGUAUCGGUCUUCUUGCUUUCAAAUGCCUUCUUAUCAUCCUCCUAUUCACUCUUUCAUGCACUAUCCGACGGGAUUUCUUCAAGUUCUUUGUCCUGUUCCUCAUCAUCCCACUUUUUAUUGAAUCUGGAUUUGACAUUUUCACUGAAAUUCAUUCCAGCAACGCAAUUUACGGAGCUCAGCAAUUCGAUUGGGACUACUUCAAUCUUUCUCCAAGAGAGAACAGCACGGUGACUGAUUGGCAGAAGCAUGCCGUUGAAAGUUACGGGCAGAUUCUUCAAAAGUAUACUACCUAUCAAGUAUAUACAAAGGAUCAAUUGUUCUCUAUUGUCUCGUAUGUUGCUGGUGAUUUCAUCUUCUGGAGUCUUCUUUUCUCGACAACUACCGUAUUCCAUUAUGCACACAAGGCUGUGGUUCGUCCCGAACAGAUCACUUAUGAUCCAAUUUGCAGUUCCUUCUUCAAGAUCCAGAUCCUUCCUGUUCUGUUCACUGCCAUUAACACCCUUAUCUCCUUGUAUGAAAUCCCUCAAUGGUCGUAUCUUUUCGUCCUCUUCAUUCUGAGAAUCAAUGCUUGUGUCCUCUCAUUCGUCAUCUUUACUCAACUCUUUGCAUCACUUUUCUUAUUCUGCCGCCGAAAGGAUGAAGUGACAAAGACUUCUCCUUAUGAACAUGUGAGAAAUAGCAAACUUCGUCUUUUCCUCUUUGUUCUUUUCACCAUUCUGAUUCAUGCUCUCACAGCCCCAUACCUCAUUUGGUCUGGCUUGACGAUCGCAUCUGAUGUUGGACAUCUCCUCGGAUUCAACUGGUACUUACCAAUGCACUUCGCUUCUGAAACGUUCCCUCUUCAUCUCACGUUCUUCCUUGUUCGUCCAUUCGCCUUUGCCAUUUUGGCUCUUUUCCUCUUGAACCCAUAUCGCAGACGAUUUGUCAAAUUUUUCUGUCCAUGCUGCAGAAGACAUUAG
This is a messenger RNA of Caenorhabditis briggsae, 1149 nucleotides long. The record is from RefSeq and is a predicted model, not a curated record. Bases 1 to 1149 code for a protein of 382 amino acids. The transcript is spliced from 7 exons. NCBI's taxonomy places the organism in Eukaryota, Metazoa, Nematoda, Chromadorea, Rhabditida, Rhabditidae.